AUGAACGACCCUAACCAGAUCCAGGGCAUUGCUGGGUCGGGUUCUGCGGGACAACUUUCGGCUACUCCUCAACAAGCUCUUUAUAAUCAACAAAUGUUUAUUCCUCAACAAUACAUACAGAUGCCAACAAUUUAUGGAGGCCAACAUAUGUUCCAACAACAUCAGAUGGAUAUGCAAGCAUUUCAACAACAGCAACUUCUUCAAGCAAUGCAACAUCAACAGCAACAGUCCGUUCAAGAUUCAUCACAGGUGCUUUCGCGACAUAAUCCACAGGCUGCAAUUCUUCAGCAGCAAGCAGCUUUGCAGCAGCAACAGCAGUAUCAACAAGCGCUUCAGCAAGCAGCGGUACAGCAACAGCAUCAGCAGCGUCAAUUAGAGCAGCAAAGGUUGAUGGAACAGCAGCAACGACAGCUGGAUAGAAUGCACCAGGAGCGUGAAGCAGCCAGAAUUCAGCAAAAGCACGAUGAAGUAUAA
Enterobius vermicularis (human pinworm) is the source of this 474-nucleotide messenger RNA. Lineage: Eukaryota; Metazoa; Nematoda; Chromadorea; Rhabditida; Oxyuridae. The record is from the annotation of a GenBank genome assembly.